This is a messenger RNA of Mus pahari (shrew mouse), 2292 nucleotides long. It is a transcript of the gene Trabd2b, whose product is annotated as TraB domain containing 2B. The transcript is spliced from 7 exons. The coding region runs from base 468 to 2030 and encodes 520 amino acids. Gene Ontology annotation, biological process: negative regulation of Wnt signaling pathway. Gene Ontology annotation, cellular component: organelle membrane. Gene Ontology annotation, molecular function: Wnt-protein binding; metalloendopeptidase activity. The record is from RefSeq and is a predicted model, not a curated record. NCBI's taxonomy places the organism in Eukaryota, Metazoa, Chordata, Mammalia, Rodentia, Muridae.
GCCCUCUGCCGCACUUGUCCCACUGCGCGCCCCCUGGAGCGCCGCGCACCCCUGGGACCCUUGCGCGCCCCGGGUGCCCAGCAUAACCCGAGUUUCCCCGCUCACCCUGGAAUCUCAGGACUGCCCCAGGAGCCCCGCGUACCCCUGGACCCUGACGCGGCUCCGGGACCCCCACGCGCUCUAGGACCUCUGCGCGCUCGCAGAAUUCCGGGGCUCGGCCAACCCGGCUGCGCGCCCUGGUGAGGGGCCCCGCCCCAGAGGAUCCCCCUCUUCCAACAGACGGAGCCCCGCCCCAGAGGGACCCCCAGGUCCGACAGGGACAUCCAGCCACGCCCCAGCGGGCUCCCAGCAUCUCGCGCCUGGAGCCCUGUGCUCCAGAAGAUCCUCGGUGCCCAGCUGGGGGCUCCCCGCCCUGCUGAGGGGGCGCUGCCCAAGAGGGUCCCCCGCGUCCCGCGGGCCCCGGCAGGAUGCACGCCGCCCUGGCGGGGCCGCUGCUAGCCGCCCUCCUUGCCACAGCCCGCGCCCGCCCGCAACCCCCCGACGGAGGACAGUGCCGGCCGCCUGGAUCGCAGAGGGACCUGAACUCCUUCCUGUGGACUAUUCGGCGCCAUCCUCCAGCCUACUUGUUUGGCACCAUCCAUGUUCCCUAUACCCGAGUCUGGGACUUCAUCCCUGAUAAUUCCAAAGCAGCCUUCCAGGCCAGCACUCGCGUCUACUUUGAGCUGGAUCUGACAGAUCCCUAUACCAUCUCAGCCCUGGCCAGUUGCCAGCUGCUGCCCCAUGGGGAGAACCUGCAGGAUGUGCUGCCAAGGGAGCUCUACUGGCGCCUGAAGCGCCACCUGGACUAUGUGAAGCUGAUGAUCCCCUCCUGGAUGACACCAGCACAGCGAGGCAAGGGGCUGUAUGCUGACUACCUGUUCAAUGCCAUUGCUGGUAACUGGGAGCGCAAGAGGCCCGUGUGGGUGAUGCUCAUGGUGAACUCCCUCACAGAGACAGAUGUGCGCUCCCGAGGUGUGCCCGUGCUGGACCUCUACCUGGCCCAGCAGGCUGAGAAGAUGAAGAAGAGCACAGGGGCCGUGGAGCGGGUUGAGGAACAGUGUCAUCCUCUCAAUGGGCUCAACUUCUCCCAGGUGCUGUUUGCCCUGAACCAGACUCUGCUGCAGCAUGAAAGUGUGCGGGCCGGGAGCCUGCAGGCACCCUACACCACAGAGGACCUCAUCAAACACUACAACUGCGGGGACCUCAAUGCAGUCAUCUUCAACCAUGACACAUCCCAGCUACCCAACUUCAUCAACACCACCCUCCCACCUCAUGAGCAGGUGACAGCCCAGGAAAUUGACAGCUACUUCCGGCAGGAGCUUAUCUACAAGAGGAAUGAGCGUAUGGGAAAGAGGGUCAUGGCACUGCUGCAGGAAAACCAGGACAAGAUCUGCUUCUUCGCCUUCGGAGCAGGUCACUUUCUGGGGAACAACACUGUCAUCGAUGUCCUAAGACAGGCAGGGCUGGAGGUGGACCACACACCUGCUGGGCAAGCCAUCCACGGUCCUGCUGCUGCUGCUGCUGGGAGCCCAGCUCCCCCUCCUGAGAUCACCUCUCCUGCCAGCCCAGCUCCAGCAACCCCAGCGGCAGUGGCAGUCCCAGAAGCGACCUCAGCGACUCCCACCACCCCUCCCGAGGAGGAAGACCCAGUCCUGUCUCCCCACCUCCUGCUCCCCGACAGCCUAAGCCAGCUAGAGGAGUUCGGAAGGCAGAAGUGGCGGAAGAGACUUAACAAGCACCAGCGGCCAAGGCAGUUCAAUGACCUCUGGGUCCGAAUCGAGGACAGCACUAUGAUCUCGCCACCUCCGCUGCCCCUCCAGCCUACCCCCAGCUCCGAAACCACCAAGCCCUUUGUCAAGUCCUCACACCAGCUCCAGCAGCAGGACCCUGUGGGGCCUCCCAGCAGCUCAGCGCCUACACUGGGCCUCCUCCCUGCCAUCACUGCCUCCGUUGUAGCCCCCUUCCUACUACACAGCCUUGGGCCUUCCUGACCUCGACCACCCUUGCAGAGAAGUCAGAGAAACCACAGGAGUCUGUGGCCGUGUCCACCAUCUGACACCACCUCAGAGGGUGCUAACACCUUCAAGGCAGUUCACACAGGACAGGGACCUUAGGACACUAGAGCUUUAUUGUACUCAAGUUACAUCUUCUUUUUUGUAGAAGGUCUUAAUUUCCCAUAGUGCUAUGGGGCUCUUUUGUAAAAUAUGUGUCCAUAUUAAAAGAGAAAAUGUAUUUAUUCUAUUGAUAAAACUA